Molecule: messenger RNA, 1059 nt
Organism: Panicum virgatum (switchgrass)
Lineage: Eukaryota; Viridiplantae; Streptophyta; Magnoliopsida; Poales; Poaceae
Exons: 2
Coding region: 1-1059 (352 amino acids)
Source: RefSeq, a predicted model, not a curated record
AUGGGUAGGCAGCGCCGUGCUGCUGGGGUUCCAGCUGCUGCCAGCGAUGCGUUCCUUCUUGUGCGCGUUCUAGUGCCGGCCCUGCGCCUGCGACUUGACAAACGUCUUGUUGUAGAACAGGCACGGGAACAACCGCACACUGCUGCUGCCGUCGACAAGGCCGCCGCUGCUUGUGUUAUCAGAACAAGAAUGCCGAACACCAAUAAUGACUCCUCUGCGCCCAAUGGUGCUAAUGCGCUGCCACCGCCUCCCAAUUUGGUUGAGGCAAUCGCGGCCAUGUUGACUGGGCGCGAUGAACAGACGGAACUGCUCCGUCAGCUCGUUCAUCAGGGUGCUGCACCGCGGCAUGGAAAUCAUAAUCAUCACCAGCCGCCUGUCCCUGGGUAUCAGGAGUUCUUGGGUACUCAGCCACCGCUUUUCCAUAAGGCGGAUGAGCCACUGGAAGCUGACAGUUGGCUCCGGACCAUUGAGUCCAAGUUCACUCUAUAUCAGUAUGAUGACAAUGACAAGGCAUCAUUUGCAGCUCAGCAGCUCAGAGGUCCUGCACGUACGUGGUGGGAUAAUCACGUAGCUAUGUUCCCUGCUGGCACUCGGUUUUCUUGGGAUGAGUUCAAGGAAGCUUUCAGAGCACAUCAUAUCCCUGAAGGGGUUAUUCGCAGGAAACUCAAUGAGUUCCUGGCUCUGAAACAGGGCAAUAAUACUGUGACACAAUAUGCUCAAGCUUUUAACACUUUGUCUCAAUAUGCUGGGUAUCAUGUGGAAACAGAUGAAAAGAAACAAGCGUGCUUCAGGCAGGGGCUUAGCAGCAAGCUCCAGGAACGUUUGAUUAUGUUCAAAUUCAACACCUUUAGUGAGCUGGUCAAUGGGGCUAUCACUCAAGAGGACGCCCGUAUAGCUCAUCAGGCAGAGAAAAAGAGGAAGGCACCAAUGGGUGGAUCUUCUAGUCAGGCUAAUCAGAGGUUUCGUCUGAUUCAGGCCGGACCCCCUCGUGCACCUUAUCAGCAUCGGCCGGUGUACCGACCAGUACAGUAUCAGGCCACAUAUCAGCCUCCACAAUAG